AUGGGUAUCAAGACCACCUCAAACAAGUGUCUGUACGGCAUCGUACUGCUGAGUGUUGUCGCUGUCGUUGCACAAGUCAAUGUCCUUGCAGUAUCUGUCAACGCGACAGUGAACGCCGAUAUUGGCUCUCCGAAUUCGAACCCGGACAAGAGCUUUCAAGCUAUUCGACGUCUGAGAACUGUCACGACAGACGACCGAGGACUUGGCACGAGUUCCUCUACAAUCGCGGAACUGGUUACGCAAUUGAAAUCGAGCAGCGCAAAAGCCACCAAGAAAUUCCUCGAGCAGAUCAAAGGUACCAGUGCAGAGGCAGCACUUCUUCAAACCGACCACUUCAUAGCGUGGUCAACCUCUCUAUCAAAAUCUGCGAAGAAGAAGCUUGAAGUAGCGGAAGUGGCAAUGGUGUCGUCACUGGCGGCUCACUACGGAGACGUCGCUGUUGCGAAGAUGCUAACUGAGGCGAAGAAAACUUCGCAUGCUACGGCAACGACGUUUAUCAACGCUCAGCUUACGAAUUGGCACAUCAAAGAACAAAGUGCAGACGACGUUUUCAAGCUACUGAGACUUCAUGAGAAAGGAGAAAAACUAUUCGAAGACUCGCUCGUGAGCACUUGGAUACUGUACGUAACAAAACUCAACAAAGAUAAGGCGUCUGAAUUGAUGUUCAAGUCAUUGAAGACUCAUUACAGCGACGAAGUUCUGGCUAAGCUAAUAGUAGCGGCAAGAAGCGAUUACAAGUUCAGACAGUAUGCUGUGAAAUGGCAAGAUCUUCAGCUGGUUAAUUGGCUGAAUAGUGGCCAAACCAGUGAUGAUGUUUUCAAAUUGCUGAAGCUGAACGUGGAUGAGAGCAGUGUUUUGACAAAUCCGGCGUUGAACAGUUGGGUCAGAUUCACCCUUAAGCUGGAAAAAGAAGACCCGUACGAGAAACUGUUUGCAAAAUUGACAACCCAAUACGAUGACGCGAGCCUGGCUAAGUUACUUAUUGAAGCGAAGGGGAACGCUCAGAAUGGCUUUACCGCUGGGAAACUGGAGGCUUUGCAGUUUGUCACUUGGAAGAGCAAGGGAAAAAGUGCGGAAGUUAUGUUUAAAUCGCUCAAAUUGGACCAAGAGGGAAGUGAUCUCUUGAAAAACCCGAUUUUCAAUACCUGGAUUUCUUACGUGGAUAAUUCGGACGCGGUUACAGCGGUACUGAGAAAGCGUUUCGAGGAUGAUGUUCUGGCCAAGAUGGCCAUUGCAGCAAAGAAUGAAGGCAGCACAAGAUCAACUGGCACCACACUGGAGAACGCACUCCUUACAAGUUGGGUGUCGGAGGGGAAAACAGCGGAUGAUGUCUUCGAGCUUGUACAACUGAGCAAGGCAGGGGAUGAGAUUUUCACGAGUUUGGCAUGGAACACAUGGACUUCCUAUAUAAGGAAACUUGACAAGGAAAACCCCGACGAGCAAAUGUAUUUGGUACUGAAAAACCACUUUGGCGACGACGGUGUGGUGAGUAUGAUUGUUAAGGCAAAGGAAAGUCCACGAUCGAAGCAAAUCGCAGCCAAAUUACAAGAGGAAGUUUGGCGUGCUGAAGGAAAAACCUCGGACGAUAUUUUCAGACUCUUAAAGCUGAACGAAGAGAGCUACAAAUUGCUUGAGAACCCAGCGUUAAGCACGUGGGUCUCGUAUGUGACUAAGCUGGGAAAACUUGAUCAGUCGAAACCAGGUGAACUUCGAGUCAUCAUGGAACUGGAGAAGAGAUACACGAGCAUGGAGUUGGCGAGAAUGAUCGUUGCUGCAAUGAAGAAUGGUACCGGCGAGAUGAAAACACUGGCCAGUGAUUUGCAGGAACUGCUAUUCAAGCACUGGUUGGCUAAGAAACUGAAUCCACAAUUUGUCGUUGCUCUGAUGGGAACAACCGACGACUGGCAGAACCUGAAGGUUAUUCUCAACUACACUGAUUUUUACAGGAAAAUCGAAGCAGCAUAG
Phytophthora nicotianae INRA-310 is the source of this 1965-nucleotide messenger RNA. RefSeq lists its product as hypothetical. NCBI's taxonomy places the organism in Eukaryota, Oomycota, Peronosporomycetes, Peronosporales, Peronosporaceae. The record is from RefSeq and is a predicted model, not a curated record. The transcript has a single exon. Bases 1 to 1965 code for a protein of 654 amino acids.